CAUUGUCCAAACAUUCAUAAAGUCCAAAAAAGAAAAAGAAGAAAAAAGAAAAAAGAAAACAAGAAAAGAAAAGAGUCGAUCGUCUCCCCUCUCUUCUGCAAAAUAAAAUCUAAUCUUUCACCUGGUCAAAGGGACUCCGAUCACCGGAUAGAUGUUUCCGGUGGCCGGAGCUAUCGUCUCUUCACAACUUAGAACUUUGUGCCGUACAUCACAGAAAUCGGAGUGAUUAGCUUUCAAUUUCAGUACUCUGAUGGAUUCUGAGGACGAUGAGGUCUCUACCUCUGAGAGGACGACGAAGGGAGGUUUUCUAGCUUUAACUAUGCGAUGGUGUGCCGCGCUUUUGCUUCCAGUAGUUUCAUUUUUUUUUGUGACUCUAUCGUUGAGUUUAGUUGCAAUUUUUGUCGCCAAUUCGUCAAUUACAAGUCCCAUUUCUUUGCGCUCUCAGUGCAAGAUUGUUUCCAGCAGUGUGGACCUUAGGUCAUCUAAGGUUUGUGAACUUGGGCUACUGAAUUAUAAAGCCAAGAAUGUUUUCUAUCCCUAUGAAAGAAAUAAGUUUAGAUGUCGUUAUGAUUACUACUGGGCGUCAGUGUUCAAGGUUGAAAUGAAGGAUCAUUUUUCUGGCAAGUCUCGGGUUGCUUUGGCAGAGGCUCCAAAUGAGGCUCUUCCUCAUAAAUGCAGGCCUAAUUUUGGUGCUGCAUGGUUGGCUAAAUAUAAAUUCAAGGUGAAUGAAACAUAUGACUGCUGGUACUCAUCUGGCAUUUCCAAAGUGAGCUUAGACUAUGAUGGCUUUUCCAGUUGUCAAGCUCAAGAACCUACAAAAAUUGAGAUGAUUAAAAGAUACUACUUCCUGUGCACAAAAAUAUUGCUAUCUUGGUAUUCUAACAAGGAAAGAGCUAUAUUUUGGAGGUGGGAUAUGUUGGCUGGACUCGUGACUGGUUUCUUGACUUCGUUGAUCACCAUUACUGUCUUAAGGAUUCUACAGCCACUGAUUCCUUGGAUGCUAAGGUAUUUCACAGUAAGAUUUUUUAACCACCUGAAUCGUGCUUGUUUUCUGGUAGCAUACUUCUCCUUUGUAGGUUGGUUAAUUAUCCAAUAUGGAAAAAGGCUUAGCCUUCCUGAGAUUUUCAAUAUUCUAAAAAGUAGACUGUGGUCCUCAAAUUGAUCAAAUGAAAGUUUGGAUCGUGGAGUGUCAAAAUUUGAGACAACAGAAAGUAAAUGUAGCCUUUUUCCAGUGGAUCGAUACGAUACCGGGUAACUGGUUGGUUAGAAAUUACCAAAUUACGGCUGUUUGUAGAAAUAUGUAUGAUGUCCUUAUUGAUGAGAUAACGUUGUAACUUCUUAUAUGUGAAAAUUUGAUACAAGAAGAAGAAUAUGGAUUUACCUUACACACGAUUACAGAAACUAUUCUCAAGUUUUCUGGACUGGGUUUGCUAUUAUUUCAUGAGUUCAAGGUAACAAUCUCUUUCCAAAAUGGAAAGUAUGGAUAACGGUU
Molecule: messenger RNA, 1492 nt
Organism: Benincasa hispida (wax gourd)
Lineage: Eukaryota; Viridiplantae; Streptophyta; Magnoliopsida; Cucurbitales; Cucurbitaceae
Product: exopolysaccharide production negative regulator
Source: RefSeq, a predicted model, not a curated record